Messenger RNA from Haliotis rubra (blacklip abalone), 255 nucleotides. RefSeq lists its product as uncharacterized. The transcript has 3 exons. NCBI's taxonomy places the organism in Eukaryota, Metazoa, Mollusca, Gastropoda, Lepetellida, Haliotidae. The record is from RefSeq and is a predicted model, not a curated record. The annotation marks the transcript as partial.
UAUACUUGUGUGUAUUUUGGCUGCUGUGUAUAUUUUGUGUUGUGUAUUUGUGCUGUGCUGUGUUAUUUUGUGCUGUGUAUACUUGUGUAUAUUUUGUGCUGUGUAUACUUGUGUAUAUUUUGUGCUGUGUAUACUUGUGUAUUUUGCUGUGUAGAAGCCAGUGCUUUUGGUGGUGAGCCAAAUGCGGGUAGGACGUACAACUCCCUGUAUCAGACAGUGGAGAAGCAGCCUUCUGAUGGAAAGAUAGAGAAAUAA